GGGAGGGUGUCAGCCUGUCAGUAUCUGCAGGGUUAAGAUUAUAAAAGCAGCAGGUUACAGGGCUGAUCAGUUGUGGGGUCUGAGGGUAAAGAAAUGAAUUAGAAAGUUCUGAUGUUCCCCUGAGCACUUUCACCAAUUGUAUUCUCUGUUUUAUUUUGUUUUUUUAUUUGAAUAAACAUAAGUGUUUGGCAAGUCAGUGGCCUGACAAUGGGAAGGUCAGUUUGGGUAACGGAGAAUCAGAUAGGAACAGUCUAAAACUGCGAAUAUCUCUCAUUAAGCCACUUACUCUCCUACAGAGUAUAUUUGCCUCAAUGCAUUAUGGGGGUUAGAUUUCUUUUAAAGGGGCAGCUCACCUUCAAGUAAUCAGAUGCUUUUUUAACUGUGUUUUUUUUUACUGUCUGUAGGUUUCAGUGAUCGAGUAACUGCUAAUGGGAUGCAAUGAAGUGACUGUGUGUGGGGUGAUACCAUUUGUGCUGCUGUAACAUCUAUUUCUUGUUAUUAUUUUCUAUUUCUUUCUCACACUCACUUGGGCAAUACAGGCCAAAAGGGGUUAAUGUCCAGCUAGUGCUUCGAGUCACAUGUAACCCAUGCUCUAACACUUCAGGCCUUCGCUAAGUGGAACAUUUCAGGCCUGACAGUUGCACAAGGAGCAGCAGUGACAGUUGCUACAGGACUCCCAGUGUAGCCAUGAUAGACAUGGGCAGCCAUCAGGCCACCGAGCGGAUUGUAAGCCUCACGUUGGAGAUCCUGUCCCUGCUGACCGGAGAGGACUAUAUAGUGGUAAAGAAACAGAGUAAGGAAGGAACAGCCACCAGAAGACCGUCCACUCCAGAUGGACACGUCCGAUCCCAGAGUCACAAACCCAAUCCUCCGGUCGGCUCCUUGAGCCCCAAACGGAUCCCCAAAAGGAUGGAACUGGCUGCCCCAGAGGUUCUUCUAAGAUGUGACGACGCAGCAGUCUAUCUCUCCAUGGACGAGUGGGAAUAUUUAAAGGGACACAAGGAGCAUUACCAGGGUGCAGUGAUUGAGGAUUUUCAUCCCACCAGCUCAAUUGGUAUUAGGAAAAUACCUAUGAAAUUAGGGGGGGGUGCAGUUGCUGGAAAGAAUAAGGUCAGCGGCACAUCAGGGUGUGACAUUGUAAAACCUAUCCAACUGUGGAGUGAGAGAGACAAGGAAGCAAAGCUGGAACCGCAGGAGAAAAUAAUCCACCCAAAUACCUGUGUAGAUACAUCUGUUGUUGGUGAAAUUCAGGGCGAUGGACUCCAGGUUAACGCUUCCCGAGAACAUGUAAAUAUUGUUACUGUUAUGGAAAGGGAUCAGAAGGAGAACCUUGCUGAGUGCCAGUCACCCGAGAGAAACCAGGAGGACACUAAGAAGGAUCAAAGCCUAGAGGAAAGAAUACAUUUCACAGUCUCACCAAAAAGGCACCAAAUGAGAGAGCCUUUGCUUAUACCAAACCCCUGCAUCGAGAAAAUUCAAGAAAACCCAUGUGUAAAAAUCUAUGAAUUCAAGGAUGACAGCAUUAACUUUGAAUCUGAUGUUGAUUGUCUCCCAAGAACUGACAGUUAUGAGCUAAACAAGGGUUCUUCUGUGUCGGAGGAAAAUGGCCCUACAAUCUCAGCUCUUAGCCAACAAAGUGAUGCAAAAUGCCAGAAGGAGAGUGGGAAACACUACACCCAAACCAUAGGGCCAGACAAGGAGAAGCAGUUUGUGUGCUCCUUCUGUGGGAAAUGCUUCAGAACACACUCCUAUAUCACCCGGCACAUCCGGACUCACACCGGGGAGAAACCCUUUCAGUGCCCCGUGUGUAGCAAAUGGUUUUCGGAUAAAUCCGUCCUCGUCCGGCAUCACAAAAGCCACACGGGGCAGAAACCGUUUAUCUGUAGCUACUGUGAGAAAUGCUUCUCCCAAAGAGCCGGCCUUGUGGAGCACCUCAAUCUGCACACGGGGGAUAAACCCUACAUGUGCCCCGAGUGUGGCAAGUGCUUUAAAUACAGGACAUCUCUUAAAAGCCAUCGGAGGAUUCAUAGAGGGAAGAGCGUCUGUGCGUGAUGGAACUGAGCUCCGUAUUUCAGGCAGAUUUUAUUUUAGCAUCAUUUAUUGGAAAGAAGCAAAAUGAGCAGGCUCUCAGUCUAGCAAUUAUUUGCGAUAGGAUUGGAGAGAAAUUAAAGGUCAGAAAACGAAGCAAAGGUAUGAGUGCAAAGUUUAUCAGCUUAUCCUGAGAGCAGUGGGAAAGGUACAGGCCCUCGAAUCAUAUUCGACCACAGUUUCUGUAUCGACAUGCCAGACAUUAUGCCAUUAACACUGAUCACAUAUCUAACUAAACCCUGAUCAGAUAUUGGUUGGGAAAGCUACCAAUUUGGGCCAAUACAUUGGUUGUCAGCCUGUAUAUAUUCCACCCUACAGCAAACUCUUAAAGGAGAACUAAACCCUAAAAAUGAAUGUGGCUAAAAAUGUCCUAUUUUAUAUAGUGAACUUAUUGCA
This is a messenger RNA of Xenopus laevis (African clawed frog), 2484 nucleotides long. Its product is annotated as gastrula zinc finger protein XlCGF48.2-like. The coding region runs from base 688 to 2052 and encodes 454 amino acids. Lineage: Eukaryota; Metazoa; Chordata; Amphibia; Anura; Pipidae. The record is from RefSeq and is a predicted model, not a curated record. The transcript is spliced from 6 exons.